AUGCUCUCAGUUAUUCCUCCCUCGGUAGCCGAGGCGCCGUGUGUUGCCUCCAAGCACAGCUACGAGACGCAUAUGGAUGCUGUCGACACAGACUCGGAACCGGAGACGGUACCGCCGGAGCCCAGAACCGUCGAUGAGUUGAUGCGCAGCCGGUCUCGCACAGAUCCGGAUCUCCCGCUCAUCUCGUACCCGUCGUCCGGCAUCGAGUACGUCGACUACACGCCGCGCCAACUCGACAUCUUCGCGUACAGAGUGGCGCACGUCUACAAGCAAUUAAUACCCCAGCGAGCGAGCUCCCAUGAGAAGCCGUCCGUCAUCGGCCUGCUCGGGCCGUCAAACCUCGAGUACCUCGUCACCAUGCUGGCCCUCACCAAGCUCGGCCACACGGUCAUGUUCCAGUCGACGAGAAUCUCGCAAGAGGCACAUGCCUCGCUUCUGAAUACGACGGGAUCGCGGCACAUGGUCAUCGAUGCCUCCUUUGCCGACAUGGCCGCAGCACUCAAGCGGGACAACAUUCCCGACCUGACUGUCAUCCCUAUCGCAGGCCCGGAGGUGUACGGCCUCCCCAUCUCAGAUGCGGACAACAACCUCAACACGCGGAUGGACCAGCAUCUCGAUGUCGAAGUCGAGCAGAGCCACGUGGCGUGGAUCAUCCACUCGUCGGGGUCGACGGGGCUGCCCAAGCCCAUCUUUCAGACACAGCGGGCGGCGCUCAAGAACUACACGACCAACAUGAACAUGCGCGGCUUCAUCACGCUGCCGCUGUUCCACGCCCACGGCAUCGGCUCACUGUUCCGCGCCGUCGAUUCGCGCAAGCAGAUUCACCUAUACAACGCCGCCCUGCCGCUGGCUAAGCAGUAUCUGACCCAAAUCAUCAAGCAGCACGACUUUGAGAUCUUCUACGGCGUACCAUACGUCUUGAACCUGCUGGCCGAGGACGACGAGGGGCUCGACCUGUUGGCGCACUUCAAGAUCGUCAUGUUCGGUGGCUCGUCGUGCCCGGACUCGCUGGGCGAUAAGCUGACGGCCCGUGGCGUGUAUCUAGUUAGCCACUACGGCUCCACCGAGACCGGCCAGCUGAUGACAUCUUUUCGCCCGCGCGACGACCAUGGAUGGGACUACCUGCGCCCGUCCGACGCUGUGAAGCCGUUUCUGCGCUUUGAGGACCGCGGCGGCGGCCUGUUUGAGUGCGUGUGUCUGCCCGGCUGGCCGUCCAAGGUCGCCACCAACCGCCCAGACGGCGCCUACGCCACCAAGGACUGCUUCACCCGCCACCCUACCCUGCCAGACGCCUGGAAGUACUAUUGCCGCCUCGAUGACACCCUGACCCUGAACAACGGUGAGAAGGCCAACCCGCUGCAGCUCGAAGGCGCCGCACGCGAGUGCACCCUUGUCGAAGAGGCCGUCAUGUUCGGUGCUGGAAAGGCCCGUCUGGGUCUCGCCCUCGUGUUAUCCGAGCAUGGCGCCGCAUUGUCCGAGGAUCAAGUCGUCAACGCCAUGUUCGAGACCAUCGAGCCCGCCCAUGCUACACUGCCCGCCUACGCCAAGAUUGAUAGGGACAUGGUGCUAGUGCUGCCGCACGGCACGCAGUACCGAGUCACCGACAAGGGCACCGUCAUCCGCCAGGCUUUUUACAAGCAGUUCGCCGCCGAAAUCGACGCCAUGUAUGAGGAGAAGGCCGCCGAGGACGCGCUGGCGCUGUCGGAGCCAGAGCUCAGAGACUUCAUUCGCGCCGAGGUUGCCGCCGUACUGGGAUUGCAGGACCCCUCGGCCCAGCUCUCCGACGAGCAGGACUUUUUCGGCCUGGGAAUGGACUCGCUGCAGACGACCAGGCUGCGGAGCGCGUUCGUAAAGAGGCUGGAUCUGGGCGGCGCCCAGCUCGGACUGAACUGCGUCUUCGAUCAUCCGUCCGUGGCCGCCCUGGCGCGGCACUUGUACGCGCUGCGGACGGGCGAGAGCGCAGGUCAGGUCUCUAAGGAGGAGGAGAUGCAAGCGCUGAUCCAGCAGUACUCUACCUUCCGGGAGCAUAUCCCCCAACCCCGCCUGGUCGAGGGCGAGUACGUGAUGGUCACCGGCGCCACUGGCUCCCUCGGCGCCCACGUGGCCGCCCAGCUCUCCCUCCUUCCCACCGUCCACCGCGUCUACUGCCUCGUCCGCCCUUCCUCCACCUCCGACCCCCUCUCCCGCAUCGUCCACUCCCUCCAAACUCGACACCUCUGGGACACUCUCCCCGCCGCCUCUCGCGCCAAACUCGCCGCCCUUCCAGCCGACCUAUCUUCCCCAACCCUCGGCCUCGACCCUCCCACCCUCGACGUCCUACGCACCCAACUCUCCGCUAUCAUCCACUGCGCCUGGGCCGUCAACUUCAACCUGCAACUCCGCAGCUUCGCCCCCGACUGCAUCGCGGGCGUCGCCCACCUGCUCGACCUAUGCCUGUCGGUCCGCGGCCCCGCACCCGCGGCAUUCAAUUUCUGCAGCUCCGUCAGCACCGUGUACAACACAGCGUCGUGGCUACAAUCUGAUCAGUCGCACGCGUCCCCGUCCCCGUCCCCGUCCGGCCCGGUGGUCGACACCGUGCGCAUCUCGGAAUCCCUCCCGCCGAGCCUGUCCUGCGCACAGCACAUGGGCUACGCGCAGAGCAAGCUCGUCGCCGAGCACAUCUGCCACCGCGCGGCGGCGGCGGCAUCACGGCCGGGAUCGUUGAUGGCUCGCGUGUUGCGCGUGGGGCAGAUCGUCGGGGACGAGCGGCACGGCGUGUGGAACGCGACGGAGGCGGUGCCGCUGAUGCUGCGGAGCGCGGCGACGCUGGGCGCGCUGCCGAGGCUGGACGAGCGGGUGAGGUGGUUGCCGGUGGAUGUGGUGGCGAGGGCGUGCGUGGAGGUCGGUUUGUCGUCGUCCGUGUCGACGACUGGCCGCGGGAAUGACGUCGCGCCGGCGGAGGUGUACAACGUCGUCAAUCCCGCUGCGCUGCAUUGGACGAGGGAGCUGUUGCCGAUGUUGAGGGAUGUGGGGCUGGCGUUUGAGGAGGUGGAGGUCGGGGAGUGGCUGGAGCGGUUGAGGAGGUCGGAGAGGGAUCCGGUGAGGAAUCCGCCGGUGAAGUUGGAGGCGUUUUGGGAGGAGAAGUAUGGUGGUGGUGGUGGUAAGAAGGCCGCUGAGAGGGGGGAGGGGGAGGAGAGGAAGACGGAGGUGGUGUGGGAGACGGAUAGGGUCAGGGCGUGGUCGGAGGCGAUUGCGUCGGUGGAGAAGCCCGGGAGGGAGCUGUUGGGGAAGAUUGUGGGGUAUUUCUUGAAUGAGGCGUGGAAGGCGGAUGUGUAG
Diplodia corticola is the source of this 3315-nucleotide messenger RNA. Its product is annotated as nrps-like enzyme. The coding region runs from base 1 to 3315 and encodes 1104 amino acids. The record is from RefSeq and is a predicted model, not a curated record. The transcript has 2 exons. Lineage: Eukaryota; Fungi; Ascomycota; Dothideomycetes; Botryosphaeriales; Botryosphaeriaceae. Gene Ontology annotation, molecular function: phosphopantetheine binding.